AUGGCCAAACAGUCAAAUAGUUUCACGGAGCCCCAGGUGGCUGACUCAGAACGUGUACCGCAAUCUGAUUCUGAACUCCGAGACGACCUGUCGUACCGCCAUGUGAACCUGGAAAGCGAAGACGAGGAGGAUUUCGAUGCCUUUGUGCAGAAGUACGGCGCAGUUAAAGUGCAGUACAUAAAGAAGCCAAGAGUCCGCUCUUGGUUUAUUAAUAAGCCUUAUGCGCUCAAUUUCUUCUACAACGGAACGCUCUACCGCACGAGGUCCGAGCGCGGCGAAAGUGGCAAGGUGGAGCUGUUUUUGGACCUGCUCUACGUGGGAAUCGUCGCCAAACUGGCCUCUUCCGCUACACAAGAGCCCACCGGCCUAAAAUCUACAUCCUCUGGAUUCUAG
Molecule: messenger RNA, 393 nt
Organism: Ogataea angusta
Lineage: Eukaryota; Fungi; Ascomycota; Pichiomycetes; Pichiales; Pichiaceae
Exons: 2
Coding region: 1-393 (130 amino acids)
Source: RefSeq, a predicted model, not a curated record